Molecule: messenger RNA, 2505 nt
Organism: Eremothecium sinecaudum
Lineage: Eukaryota; Fungi; Ascomycota; Saccharomycetes; Saccharomycetales; Saccharomycetaceae
Gene: VAC14
Product: Vac14p
Exons: 2
Coding region: 1-2505 (834 amino acids)
Biological process (GO): positive regulation of kinase activity; phosphatidylinositol biosynthetic process
Cellular component (GO): PAS complex; fungal-type vacuole membrane; endosome membrane
Source: RefSeq, a predicted model, not a curated record
AUGGACAAAACAGUUGUAAAGGGUUUAAACGAUAAAAUAUAUGAGAAACGAAAAGCUGCUGCUCAGCAAUUGGAGAAGAUUGUGAGAGAUUGUAUUGCAAAUGAAAACUAUGAGCUAAUUGAUAGAAUCAUUGAGGAACUUUAUCGAGAUUAUGCGUAUGCAAUGCACCAACCGAUGGCAAGAAAUGCUGGACUUAUGGGAUUAGCGGCCGCAGCGAUUGCUUUAGGAAACAAGUAUGUGGCUACUUACUUGAAUAAGAUUUUACCUCCUGUGCUAGCUUGUUUUGGCGAUCAAAAUGAUGAGGUUAGGUUUUACGCUUGUGAGAGUUUAUACAAUAUUGCGAAAAUAGCCAAGGGAGACAUCUUAGUUUACUUCAAUGAGGUAUUUGAUGUCCUGUGCAAAAUUAGUGCUGAUACUGAUGUUUCUGUUAAGGGAGCAGCAGAGCUGCUCGACCGAUUAAUAAAAGAUAUUGUUUCAGAGUGUGCUUCGACGCACAUUGCAGCAGUAAACAGCUACCCUAAAGAGACUCCUGCGGCCACCACAACUGAUCCACAGACAGGGGAUGUUAUUCAAUUGGACCAAAAUAUCUACGACCAGGAAGUUUCAGAGCUGGCGUUUUCGUUACCGGCCUUUAUCCCCCUUUUAUCGGAAAGAAUACAUGCUAUCAACAGCGAUACCAGAAUGUUUAUGGUAUCAUGGUUGCAAGUACUUGAAAGCAUUCCAGGAUUGGAAUUGGUGAGUUACUUGCCGACAUUUUUGCCUGGCUUGUUUAAUUUUUUAACAGAUCCGCAGAGCGACGUUAAAGUUGUAACACUUGCAUUACUGAAAUCAUUGCUACUUGAAGUGGAACAUGUCUCACAACUACAAAACUCUCUAAAUUCCAAGGAAGUACAGCAUCAUUAUUGUUCAGAUGAGACUCCUAGCAAGAAGCCAGAUGGUGUCCUAAUAACUGAGCGCAAGAAAUCGCUAAUGAACAAGCUAGAGCAGCUCUCCGUCACCGAGAAUCUACUAGACACUGCUAAAGAAUACGAUGAAAAUUACUCUCCAAACAAUAUUCCUGCGUCAAGAACUAGUAGCACGGAGCGUAUUAGAACACAACGUUCUCGUAACGGUGAGAUAUAUCAUCCAGGCCAAGACGUGAAUUUAGAUUUUCCAAGGAUUAUCGAGAUAUUAGUGAAUAACCUGGGUAGUUCUGAACCAGAAAUACAGUCAGUUGCUAUGAAUUGGAUGCAGACUAUCAUACGUAUUUCGCCGAAUUAUAUUCUCCCUUAUUUGUCCAAGAUUUUAGCUGUGCUAUUGAAAAUAUUAAGCCAUGUGGACGUUAGGAUUGGGGAGAUGGCUAGCCAAGUGAAUGCAAUGCUUAUAGAUUUGACAACGAAAUUUGAUACAACUGAAAAAAUCAACUACGAUUCCAUUGUCAAUACUCUUACGUUGCCCUUUUUGGAUAGCGAUGUUACUACCAAGAUUGCAUGCUUAGAUUGGUUAAUAUUAAUUUACCACAAAGAUCCGCAACAAUUGGUUGCUCACGAUGAUAGUACGCAUCUGACACUAUUGAAGUCUCUCUCCGACAAGGAUCCAAGGUUAAUCACGAAGGCUUUGGAAUUAUUAUGCAACUUGUGCAAUGACUCAAAUGAGGAAUAUGUUCGGAAGUUUGUAACGAACCUGUUGAAGUUAUUCAAGGAUAAUGAUAAGUUAUUAAAAACUCGGGCAAACAGUAUUAUCAGACAAUUAAGUGCUAAGUUAUCUGCUGAGAGAAUAUAUCGUACUAUUUCGCCAAUAAUUGAAGACGAUGCUGAUAUCCAUUUUAACAGAAUGAUAAUUCAUAGUCUCACAACGAACUUGAUCACAACUCCUGAGUUACGCCCACUUCGUAACAAAUUAAGGAGUGGACAAGAUUGGCCUUUGUUUGUCACAUUAUUCAAGUCCUGGUCACGUAAUCCAGUGUCCCUUUUAUCUAUGUGUUUGGUGUCAGAAAUGUAUGAACUCGCUUAUUCUGUGCUUAAAUUAUAUGUUGAUUAUGAUUUAACAGCAAAUGACCUUCUUCAGAUUGACCUUUUAGUUCAGUUCUUGGAGUCGCCUGUAUUUACAAGACUAAGAAUGCAAUUAUUGGAGCAGGAGAAAUACCCGUAUUUGCACAAAUGUUUAUAUGGUCUAUUAAUGGUUUUACCACAGUCGAAGGCCUUUGAAAUAUUGAAUGCUAGAUUAAACAGCGUUAGCAGACUUCCCACUCAACCAAAAGCUGAUGGUGGGAAACUAGACGAAACAUUGGCCGUUAGUUCUCAGCGCGAUUAUCGGUCGUUAUUGGAACACUUUAAAAAAGUGUGUGAUAAUGAGCGUAACUCUGCAUCCCUAUGUUUAGAAGAAAAUGGUAUCGAUCUUUGCGAUAUCCUUGGAUCCGGCUCAAAAAUUAAUGGUAACUCUGCGAAUAGGAGUUCUGCGAGAACUAGAGGCAAUGUUGAUAUGGAAAUCAGUGACAAUGACACUGUCAUAUUGUCCGGACUAUAG